Messenger RNA from Dermochelys coriacea (leatherback sea turtle), 2033 nucleotides. Its product is annotated as F-box only protein 39-like. The transcript is spliced from 3 exons. The record is from RefSeq and is a predicted model, not a curated record. Lineage: Eukaryota; Metazoa; Chordata; Testudines; Dermochelyidae. The coding region runs from base 714 to 2033 and encodes 439 amino acids. Gene Ontology annotation, molecular function: protein binding.
GUAAAUCCUAGUGAAGACGAGGCAGUUGUAGUUGUCACACAAGUGAGCAGGUAGUUUUUAACUUGACCUGCUAACUUGCGUGAAAACUACAAACUGCCUUGUCUUCCCUCAGAACUUACUUUAGUUAACUCAAGCUAACACACCUUUUUUUCCUAAUGAACACUCAACUUCAGGGUUGCACUCACAACGGCUUCUCUGGCUUUCUGCUGGUUUCUUUUAAUACAUGUACAUACUUGUGUAUCCACACCUUGCAAAACCAUACCCUAGCCUCUUGCAUUGGCAAUCCAGUAAGCCUUUCAACCCACGUGAUUUUAGCUCUGCUUAGUCCUCAUGCCUUUUAUUGUCUCCAGCUAUCACUACAUAAAGGGGGUUAAUUGUUCCUUUCAUUGAGCUUGAAAGAAGGGUGCUUAGCACACACGUUGCUUUAACCUGGUCUGCCAUUGUUUUUGGAUCACAGACCCACUUGAAGGCAACCAUUAGCAUCUUUCAGCAUAACAGUAUUGUCCUUAUUUUCUCUUUUGUUUCUCUUUUGGUUAGAUCACAGUUUUGAUCCAAGAGCUCAUGUGGUCACCAGCGUUCGGAUGUAAAGAGGCAGGAUUUUUGCUAUCCACUUGGAACCUUUUUGUUCUAGCAAACAAGCUACCCAUAGCCUUCCUGAUCCAGAAGCCAUCUAGGUUUGAUUCUGCACCCAACAGGAACUGAUUGUCUCCUUCAUGGAGGAUGACAGUGAACCAGAGCAGAGUUGCUGGGCCUAUUUGCCUGACGUCUGCCUGAGCAACAUAUUCUGGUGGCUAGAUGACAGGGACAGAUCUCGGGCUGCUUCAGUCUGUAAAAAAUGGAAUCAAGCCAUGUACUCAGGCUCUCUCUGGAGAACCAGAACAAUCACCUUCAGUGGGCGGCCGUCCAGGUCAAACACAUCCGAGUUUGAAUCUGCUCUGUGGUACGUCAAGAGAUUCGGCAAGUACUUGGAACACCUAGAGAUCAAGUUCCUGAAUCCUUACAAUGCUGUUUUGACCCGAAAAUUUCAAGUGACUAUGAGGGGGCUUCUCUCGCGCUUGGGCAAAUGUAACAGCCGUCUGGUAUCCCUGACUAUUCAGCACCUGGAGUUGGACCGAUUGGUCUGGAAAAAUGGGAUCAGGACUCAGUUUAUCAAGAACGUAAGUACUUUCCUGAAAAGAAUGAGCAAGCACCUUGAUUAUCUCAACCUGAAAGGAGCAAGAGUGACACUGGAAGAAGGCUGUGAGCUUUUGAGCUCUUUGAGCUACUUGAAAAACAAAAGUUUUGCCUCUGAAAUCAACAUAGAAGACUUCUUCAGCCACCAUCUUUCCAUCUACAGCAGCCCCUUGUUCCACCAAACUAUGUCCACGUUCCGCAACCUGGUCAUCCUGACUCUCAAUUACAACUGCAUCUCCGAUGAAUUGCUGGAAAUCCUGUGCGAGCACAAUGCCCAUUCUCUCUGGACUAUAAACAUCAAAUGCCACAUCCAUGACCCACACGGGCAGGUGGUUUGGGGGAUGUCCUGGGCCAACCUAGCCAAGAGAGCACCCAAACUGAAAGUGAACUUCUUCUUUGAAAGAGUCAUGAAGCACAACAAUCUAGCCAGGAUACUCUUAGUGGAGAUCCCACUCAGGAGCAUCAGUCUACGGAGCUGCUAUUUCAGUGACCCAGACUGGUCAAUGAGGCCAACCCUCACCUAUCUCUUACCAGCCUACAAGCACAUUCUGCAGAAAUUAACACUAGAGUUCAACAAUGACCAUGAAUUGCUGGAUGAGGAGCUGCUGCAGCUCGUGUUAUCGUGCAAGAGGCUGUUCUUUCUCAAAGUCUGGGCCUUCCUCAGUGUGGCAUUUGUGGAGAGGCUGCUGCAAAAUCGGGCAGAGGGGAAAUGUGUCUUGUGUACCAUGAAGGUGAGGAUUUAUACAACCAGGCAUGAGACCAGCGAAGAGGACCGACUGCUGCGAGACAUUUACAAGAAGUUCAGAAACCUGAUCGACUCAGAGCUUAAUUAUUUUGUCAUCGCCUACCCAAUGGUGUGA